AUGUUGAUCAACUCUGCCAUAUUCCUCCACUGCAUUCUGGUUUCCACCAUGUUUCUUCAACCAAAAGCUCGGAAACACCCUCAAGAACUCGAAGAUCUCUUCUCGAACUCCAAUGCCAAUGCCCCUCCAGUGCCUCCUCGAUCAUCAGCUUCUUCGUCAUUGGUGACUUCUCCUUCAGCCUCAGCUUCUUCUUCUCCUCUGGUUCCAGCCUUCUUCAUCAUUGGUGACUCCUCUGUGGACUGCGGCAACAACAACUUCCUCGGCACCUUGGCUCGCGCGGAUCACCUUCCGUAUGGAAGAGAUUUUGACACCCACAAGCCCACCGGGAGGUUCUGCAAUGGAAGAAUCCCAGUUGAUUAUCUUGCAUUACGCCUUGGUCUUCCUUUUGUACCAAGUUAUCUGGGGCAAUCUGGAAUGGUAGAAGAUAUGAUUCAUGGAGUGAAUUAUGCCUCUGCUGGUGCUGGAAUCAUUUUCUCGAGCGGAUCAGAACUGGGUCAGCACAUGUCCUUCACACAGCAGAUUGAGCAGGUUACAGACACAUUUCAGCAGUUCAUACUGAGCCUGGGAGAGGCUGCAGCGAACGACCUAAUCUCGAAUUCGUUGUUCUACAUCUCAAUCGGAAUCAAUGACUACAUACAUUACUAUCUGCUCAAUAUGUCGAAUGUUCAAAAUCUUUACCUGCCAUGGAGUUUCAACCAGUUCUUGGCAACCACAGUAAAGCAAGAAAUCAUGAACUUGUACAAUGCGAAUGUUCGAAAAGUGGUGGUGAUGGGGUUGGCACCUAUAGGCUGUUCUCCCUACUACCUGUGGCUGUAUGGAAGCCAGAAUGGGGAGUGUGUGAAGGAGAUCAACGAUAUGAUAAUGGAGUUCAACUUUGUGAUGAGAUACAUGCUUGAGGAACUUGGUGAGGAGCUCCAUGACGCCAACAUCAUCUUCUGUGAUGUGUUUGAAGGUUCAAUGGAUAUACUAAAGAACUACAAGCGCUAUGGUUUCAAUUUCACUGCAGAUGCCUGCUGUGGACUAGGCAGGUACCGGGGCUGGAUCAUGUGCCUUUCACCAGAAAUGGCCUGCAGCAACGCCUCAAAUCAUAUCUGGUGGGACCAGUUCCAUCCAACCGAUGUAGUGAACGCCAUCCUGGCAGACAAUGUGUGGUCCAGCCUGCACACUGGGAUGUGCUAUCCCUCAAACUUGCAGGACAUGUUGGUGGUCAAGGCCAGAUGAAUCGAUGGAGAAGCUUCUCAGCAAGG
This is a messenger RNA of Vitis riparia (riverbank grape), 1247 nucleotides long. RefSeq names its product GDSL esterase/lipase 7. Gene Ontology annotation, molecular function: hydrolase activity, acting on ester bonds. The transcript is spliced from 5 exons. The record is from RefSeq and is a predicted model, not a curated record. Lineage: Eukaryota; Viridiplantae; Streptophyta; Magnoliopsida; Vitales; Vitaceae. The coding region runs from base 1 to 1221 and encodes 406 amino acids.